This is a messenger RNA of Bursaphelenchus xylophilus (pine wood nematode), 1985 nucleotides long. The record is from the annotation of a GenBank genome assembly. Lineage: Eukaryota; Metazoa; Nematoda; Chromadorea; Rhabditida; Aphelenchoididae.
AUGUUGGAGGUAGAAGCCGGGCCGUCCAUUAAGCGGGCUAGAUUAGAUGAUAAUCGGAGGAAGCAACAGUGUCUAAAAGAUGGGUGUAAAAUGGAGUUUGUUUCGUUCUACACCACCAGAAAGGAUCAUGAAAGAAUCAUGAGAAUUGGGGUAAGUGGCAAAGGCUGCUUUGUAUAUAGUCACGGUAUGGUAUGAACCAUACUAACUAUCCAAUAUGUAUUUGGAAAAGAAAAAUUUUUUUUUCUUGUCCGAAUUUAUUAGAGGUCCCAACAGACCACACAAAGUUCCACAAUUUUCAGAUGGUGUCCUCCAGAUACAUCAAGCUCACACGUCAUCAGUACACUACUGAACACGCCGGCAUCGCCUCUCAUCCCGAUGAUGCCGGACUCUACUGCCGUUGGCGUGAUCUAAGCGUACCAAUCUUAUCCCUUGCGAAGUUGAAGCUUUUUCUCUCUGUAAGCCUUGAUCGGAACGUUCAGCUGUUCGAGGUCAUGUUUUGCACGCCAACGGAAGUUCUGGCAACGCCGAAAAUGGUUGCAAAUCUUGCGUCUUUCCUGGCGAGGAAGUAUCCCAACGCCGCCUUCUCAGUUCACCUGCAGGAUCGCCGAAUCCCGGGAUGGUAUCUGUACCCAUUUCUGACACACUUGCCAAAAAUUGCGGAGAUUAGUUGUUUCUACCGCGAUAUCCCUUAUCUGCCUCGUAUCAAGCUCAAGCAGCUCACUAUUGGUCACAAUUGCGGCUGUUAUGAGAGUCUUUGUAAGUUGGGCGUAGAGUACAGAAAAACCGUAUAUGAAAAUAUCUAUAUGUAUAUGAAUCUUAAACGUCCCAAAGACAUAUGACAUUUCAGACAUUGCACCAGUCUUCUCCGUCCCAGCCGAAGAAAUGUUUCUGGAUUUCCUAAGGCUUGAUCAAUUUUAUGAAAACAUGUAAGAUAUUAGUUAGCUUGGUAAUAUAUUAGCAAGUGAAAUACCUCAAGUGCGACGCUCAGAUUUGCCUUAAAUUCUGCGCAUACGUAGGCGAUAUAUCAAUUCUUGAAUGUUUUAGCCCACCCUUUGCAAGAGUGGCCGAGAUAUUAUUCAACGAUAUUUGCCGUCUAGAGCGUACACAAAACGUGCAGAGCGAUCAGGCAGAAAACCCCUUUUUGGUCGGAUCUUUGCCAAUUUCGCAUGAAAAAAAACGAAAUUUUUCUGGAAACAUUACUCUCUGCGGUAGAAAAAGACAAAAGAUUUCAUGGCAAAAUUAUAAUACUAUAAUUCUCUCCAAUUUCCGAACUAAAAAUCGCAUGUUUUUUCUGUGAAGCGCGAGCUCGGUGUCGCGCAUAUGCCCGAGGAAAAGAUUAGUCUUAAUUUGUGCCAAGUUUUUAUCAAAAUCUGACGGCCGCACUUGGAUUACUUCCCCUGUGAAAAGCUCUUUCAAUUCCAUGUAACUUUUCUGCAGAUUCCCCGUUCAGCCAGCGUUGAUUCGCAUGCAAAGCAAGAUCAACCUUCUGGCUCCAUUAUGCGCAGACUUCUAUCAGGACAUCUUUGAGAACUUGCAGCAAGGCUUGCCGAAUCUACGGACCAUUUCAAGCAGUCAAAUUCUUCGAUCUAACGACUUGAUUAGCGAUAAGGGAACGGUAAGUUUUGCAUGGGAAAAACUCAUGGGAUUUCGAUGAAACAGCCUUUACUAAGAAGUUUUUUACUUUAUCCGUGAUCGUAACAUUCCCUAAUUUUCAGAUAAAUGAAGUUCCCUUCCAACAUCUGGAGCAGAUCUCGGAGCACUCGCACGUCAAACUUGCCAUUACAAUACAUCUUCUUUUGAGCUCAACGUGUGCCAAGCAUUUUAUUCUGCUGCUCCGAGCCCGUCUCAACAGUUUCACCGUUGUGAAGGACAAUUUUCAUGGCGCGUGGUACCGAAGUCUCGUCAAGAACAAGACCCGUGUCAACUUUGUUAUCACGGCCGCCAGGAUGGUCGGAGAAUUUGUGAAUAUUGUGCCAAACCAAUGA